Fraxinus pennsylvanica is the source of this 618-nucleotide messenger RNA. Lineage: Eukaryota; Viridiplantae; Streptophyta; Magnoliopsida; Lamiales; Oleaceae. The record is from the annotation of a GenBank genome assembly.
AUGCCGCGAUUCCAUCACCUUCGAAAGCUUUUUCGUAUAUUAGAGCUCUAUCUGAUUCUCACUUCCCUCUCGUGGGUCUCAACUCGCUUGCUAUUUGCCAUCAAAAUCUACGGCCAGUACUUCUCGAAACUUGUAACCUUCGUCGUCAGUCCUCUCUUUAUUUUCCUUUUCAGCAAUAUAAUUGUCUUAACUCUUCUCUUCAAGUCCGGCCUUCUCUUUCCACAAUAUUCUCAUAAAAGAAAUGAAACCCACAUGGAAUUCUACGAAGAGUUUAUCAUAAACAGUGAUGACAGUACGCAAUUCAUUCAAGAAUGUGUUUCUCAGGCACCAGAACCGGAGGAAAUUAUGUACCAAGAUAAACAAAGCAUUUACGAAGUGAGAAUAAAUAUUCAUCGGAAGAGUCAGUCGGAGACUUGCACGAAAGAAGAAAGUAGAGAGGGUAAUUGCGAAAAGAAACUCAGGCCAUCGGAGACGGAUAAGUGCCGGAAAGUUGUGAACCCUGGCGAGGUUCCGGCUGAGACUGUCAUGGUUGAUGAACUGAGCAACGAGGAGUUUCAAAGAGCCAUUGAAGAUUUCAUUGCUAAGCAAAUCAAGUUUCACCAAGAAGAAAAGUUGUGA